This is a messenger RNA of Diospyros lotus (date-plum), 1787 nucleotides long. RefSeq names its product protein ABA AND ROS SENSITIVE 1. Gene Ontology annotation, molecular function: zinc ion binding; nucleic acid binding. The transcript is spliced from 9 exons. NCBI's taxonomy places the organism in Eukaryota, Viridiplantae, Streptophyta, Magnoliopsida, Ericales, Ebenaceae. The record is from RefSeq and is a predicted model, not a curated record. Gene Ontology annotation, biological process: mitotic DNA damage checkpoint signaling; nuclear DNA replication; mitotic DNA replication checkpoint signaling. Gene Ontology annotation, cellular component: nucleus; spliceosomal complex. The coding region runs from base 257 to 1258 and encodes 333 amino acids.
ACCCUAAGUUGUACCCCUUCCUUCGGCCAGCCGCAUCUCUCUCUCUCUCUCUCAAUCUCUCAAAAAGCUCUCUUAUUUGGGAGAACGAACGGCCACCCGCCAUUAAGGCGCUGCCGACGCCGACAACGGGGUCUUGCAUCCCUCGCUGUUGUACACUUGGCUCACUAGUACCAAGGUGGAGCUUGCCCUGUCUUGGGAUUAGUGCCAGUCAUAGGCCCCAGAAUUCAGGCUUAAGUUACAUUUUAUUUUCUCAAGAAUGGAUGCUCAGGCAAGAAAGAAAGCCUUGUAUCGUGCAAAAUUGAGUGCUAAUAAACUAGAGAAGCGCAUAGAAUCUCCCCUUGUGAGGUACAAUGAAUUUGAUCAACCUGUCUGUAGAGUUUGUGAUGUUGUUUUGAAAUCCGAGUCACUUUGGCCUGCACACCAAGCUUCUCGUAAACAUCAUGAGGCAAUUAAUAAUGUUAAAGCUAAUGCUGCUGGAUUAGCACGGGUUAGUAAUAUAAAAACAGAGUCCCCUGUAGAGUUACCCAGACCUAAAUCUGGACAUUCUUCAGAGUUGCAUGAUUCCAGACCUGAAGUAUCCAUGGAAUUGACUAAAGCACGUUCGUCGUCUGUGCUUCCACCAGAUUUUUUUGACAAUAAUGAGACGAAGAGGCCAAAAGCUGAUGUAACCACAAUGGGAAAUCCUGAUACAUACAAAAAGGAAGGAGGUUCUGUUCAAACUCAAGUGGCAGAGGCAAUUAAUUCUGAGAGUAAGGCAGAAGCAUUCUCUAGUGGGAAGGUCGUGGACAGAAAAAUAAACCAAUCCCAGCCUACUGGAGAGCAUAAACAGACGUCAAAAGUGAUUGUUAGUGCAGAGACCACACAAUCUAAGGGAGCUCUUCCUGCAGGCUUCUUUGAUGACAAAGAUGCUGACUUACGUGCUCGUGGCAUUACACCUGUUAAGCCAGAUGUCAAAGAUGAGUACAGGGAAUUUGAAAAGUUGAUCAAGGAUGACUUACAGGAGGUGGACAACCGUUUGGAAGAAGAGGAGAUUGAUGCAGCUGAGAUGAUUGAAGAGGCUGAGUCUGUGGAGCAAAAGGGCUAUAGGGCGAGAGUGGAACUGUUGAAGAAGAAGAAAAUGGAGCUAAUUGCUGCUAGGUCUGUCCCACAUCGUAGAGAUCCUCAAGUCGCAAGUAAAGGGUCUGAUCAUGAAGAGUCAUCGAGUGAUGACGGUAGCGAUGAGAAUUUCACUGUUGAUUGGCGAGCUAAACAUCUGUAAUCACUAUUUGUGAUACGGUCUCUCUCUCUCUCUAACCACCAACCUUAGACAGUCGUGCUUGUGUGAUGCAACAUAUGCUUGAGAAAAUCAUUUCUCAACGUUUUGAGUUCAUGUAGCUCGACAACAAUGGCUCCGUAGAUGGCUUAAAAAAGUUGUGAAUUGCUGACAGGUGCUAGAGGCCCAGAACUGCCCCCUCUAAUUAGAUGCUUACUGGCCGGUUUGUACUGGAGACAUCAAUUGGACGCCUUGUCUUAGUUAAGCGCUGGAGUGGGACCCAGACGGUAUUCGGAACCUCGGUAGUGACCCUUAACCCUUCCAGUGUAUGGUACGAAACUCAGUGGAUUUGGCUUCAGAAAACAAGCAUCCGUUGCUUCUUUGAGAUUGUAAGGUGACAGUGGUCUGUAAAUAAAUGCUCUCAUUUUAAGUAGAACUGUUGUGUAAACAUAAAAUGAGGUAAGUUUCUCGAGGCAAAGCACGGGACGAGUCAUAUAAAUAAAUCUGAUGCAUUCUAAUUUACUCAUUUAGUUAA